Elephantulus edwardii (Cape elephant shrew) is the source of this 1092-nucleotide messenger RNA. Its product is annotated as arylamine N-acetyltransferase 2-like. The record is from RefSeq and is a predicted model, not a curated record. Lineage: Eukaryota; Metazoa; Chordata; Mammalia; Macroscelidea; Macroscelididae. The transcript has 2 exons. Gene Ontology annotation, molecular function: acetyltransferase activity. The coding region runs from base 1 to 1092 and encodes 363 amino acids.
AUGGAUAUUGAAGCAUAUUUUCAAAGAAUUGGAUAUUCAGAGUCUAGGAGGAAAUUAGAUCUGCAGACACUAACUGACAUCCUCUAUCACCAGAUCCAAGCCAUUCCCUAUGAGGAUCUUAACCUGCAUUGUGGAGAAUCCAUGGUGUUGGACUUAGAGACCAUUUUUGAUCAGCUUGUAAGGAAGAAGCGAGGUGGCUGGUGUCUCCAGCUCAAUGGCCUCCUGCAUUGGGCUCUGGCCACAAUGGGAUUUGAGACCACAAUGUUGGGAGGUUAUGUUUACAACUCUACAGCUGGCAGGUAUAGCAAAGAGAUGGUUCACCUCAUAUUGCAAGUGACCCUCAGUGGCAAGAAUUACAUGGUGGAUGCUGGGUUUCCAUGCUCCUACCAGAUAUGGCAGCCUCUGGAGCUAGUUUCUGGGAAGGAUCAGCCUCAGGUACCUGGCAUCUUCCGUUUGAGAGAGGAAGAAGGAAUCUGGUACCUGGACCAAAUCAAAAGAGAACCGUACAUUCCAAAUAAAGAAUUUCUUAAUUCUGACCUCCUGGAAAAGAACAAAUAUCAGAAACUGUACUCUUUUACACUUAAGCCUAGAACAAUUGAAGACUUUGAGUUUGUGAAUACCUAUUUCCUCAGUCAGUAUGUGCUGCAGACCUUCCCAAGCUUAUAUGCAGAACAUCACUGCCACCCUGGGGGAUCCAGCCCAGGGCGCCAGAAGCCGUAUGAGCAGCAGGAUUCUAGUGAGAGCUUUUGGAGUGAAAGUCCAGAAAUCAGCACAAUGCUAGACUUAGAGCUGGACUCAGCCCAGAGAUUUGGAGCAGUCACCUACAGCGUGGGUGACCGAGACUAUGGAUUGAAGCCGGACUUCACCACAGACCAGAGAUUCCUCUUCCAGGAGAAGCCUAGCAUUUGUAGUGAGUGUGGACAAGUGUUUAAAUACAAAUCAACUCUGAUCAGACACCAGAGGAUACACUCUGGGGAGAAACCAUAUGUGUGCAAGGACUGUGGGCGAGACUUUACUCAGAAGUCGCAGCUUCGCACACACCAGUGGACACACUCAGGAGAAAAGCCUUACAUGUUUCUUAAGUGUGGGUAA